UGCCAGCAGCAGCUGAGGUGCCUCUGCCGGAAAAUUGCCCAGAACAAACCAGAGAGGCGAAGAAAAUGGAACUGGUGCUUCAACAAGCAGCCCGGUGCCGCUGGGGAUGUGACUGACUCUGUGCUUCAAGGUGGGAAGUGCAAGAAAGUGUCAGAGGAAAGCCUGGAGCUGGAUGAGAAGAGAGAGGAGAAGAAGUUGCCGCUGGAGGAGGCGGCAGCAUUUGACCCCCCAGCAACCCAGGAGGGUGGAAAUGUGGAAGAGGAGAUGCCCGAGGAGCCUUCAGGGGACAGAUCUGCACAGAGCCCGGCUGGGGUCUCUCCGGAAAGCUCCCAGCAGGACACAACUGGGGAAUCCAGGAGGACUUCCCAGGCAGAGCUGGCAGCGGAGAUCCAGUCCUUUCUCCAGAUGCACGGACAGAGGCUGAAAAUACUGCUGCAGAAAGAGUGCAACCACUCGGAGCUGAGCAUCCUUCCCGAACUCCGCGUCCUGACCACCUGCUCUCCCAGCCAGCUCGAGGGGCUCUGCUCCUUCCUCCAGCUCUCCACGUGCCCGGAAUAUCUCUUGGUGCGUUUCUGCAGCUGGCUGCUGGCUCUCACCCCCGACCUCAGCUACACCAGCGCAGCCAUCCUGGCAGAGCAGCUCUUCCUCAGGCGAGUCCUGUCCCUCACCCAGCCACCCUCCCGCCACCUCAUGGGGGCGCUCGCUUCGUUUUGCUCCAGAUAUUCCCAGCCCUUCUGUCGUGUCCUGGUGGCUGCAGUCCUGCGGGAGCCAGGGGAAGGCUCUGAGCAGACCAGGCUGGUGUGCGAGCUCGUGGAGGAGUGCUUGGAGCCAGACUGUGUGCGACUGGUGCUAAGCCAGGUCCUGGAGCUGCCUCUGUGCGAGAAGCUCCUGCCGGUAGUGCAGCUGCCGGUGGUGCAGGCGGUGCGGGGACGGCGGGAGGUGCUGCCCACCCAGCUCUUUGACCUCCUAGUCCUGACUCUGUGCCGGCAGGCGCCAGCCUUCACCACAUCGCUGGAUUACGCCAAGCUGGUGACAGCUCUGCUCACCGUGUACCAAAGCCAGGUGACCCCAGCCCACCGGAGCAGUCUGGCUGCAGCUCUGGAUCGGAGCAACGCGACGCUGAAGAAAUCACUGCAGGCGGUGCUGGAAGGAGCCAG
Messenger RNA from Apaloderma vittatum (bar-tailed trogon), 1157 nucleotides. It is a transcript of the gene FANCE, whose product is annotated as Fanconi anemia, complementation group E. The transcript has 9 exons. The record is from RefSeq and is a predicted model, not a curated record. Gene Ontology annotation, biological process: interstrand cross-link repair. The annotation marks the transcript as partial. NCBI's taxonomy places the organism in Eukaryota, Metazoa, Chordata, Aves, Trogoniformes, Trogonidae. Gene Ontology annotation, cellular component: Fanconi anaemia nuclear complex.